Dovyalis caffra is the source of this 240-nucleotide messenger RNA. Lineage: Eukaryota; Viridiplantae; Streptophyta; Magnoliopsida; Malpighiales; Salicaceae. The record is from the annotation of a GenBank genome assembly.
AUGUUGCCUGAGCCUUCCAAGGCUACGGAUCCUGAGCAGCUAUUUCUAUUAGUUGGGCUGAAUGUUACGAAGGAGAAAUCUAUCACGCUUGCACUAGAUGUCAACAAUGUAUAUGUGGUGGGUUAUCUUGAUGCUUAUCAAUAUAAAUAUCGAGCUCAUGUCUUUUCCGAUGCUUCUAAGAUUGCAAAGGAUUCUCUUUGGAAAGAGGCAAAAGAACGCUUACCUAUUAUCACUGCAACA